Molecule: messenger RNA, 2264 nt
Organism: Cladocopium goreaui
Lineage: Eukaryota; Dinophyceae; Suessiales; Symbiodiniaceae
Source: the annotation of a GenBank genome assembly
AUGUCCAAAGUGGUGGAUAUCAACAGCAUUGGGAACUGGAAAGAAACUGUCAGCCAAGUCAUGGCUACAUGGCCCAUGACACCAGUGCCAGGUUUCCGUCUGACAGCUCCGGGGCUUGGGGAGAACGAAGCCACCUACCAUAGGGUUGACCAUCAGUGCUGGCAACCAGGUAAAGCUCACCUACCAGGAGCCGCUCGGGCCAGAAGCAUCGCCGUCAGGCGGGGCAAAGAGAUUCCACCCAGGAACCAUCGAAACCAGCGGGAGGUCUAUUUGGCGACGAGGUUUGGCACUGCAGCCUCCUCUUCCCCCAACCGCAAGUCGCGACUCGAUAGCCUUGAUGAAGACGUGCCGGUACCGGCAGCGCCAGCCGCCAAAGCUUCCGCUGGCCCGAGUCUCUUUGGCGGCUCUGGACGCCUGGCCAGAAACAUCUUCGACGAUGACGAUGAUGUUGUGAAACAGGAUGGCGGCAGCAAAGUCUCCAGCCUUUUCGGCGCAGCGAUGCCGACGGUGCCGCCAGCAAAGGCACCAGCUGAGAGAGACGCGCCAACAGGUGUGCCAAAAGCAACUGCAGCCGAACCAUCGAAACCAGCAGGGGGUCUAUUUGGCGACAAUGAAGUCCGUUCAAACCCACUGUUUGGCACUGCAGCCUCAGCUUCAAUGCGCAAGCCGAGACUCGAUAGCAACGAAGAAGACGCGCCAGCAUCGGCACCGGCAGCAGCACCGGCCGCACCGACACCGGCAGCGGCAGCAGCGGCAGUGCCAUUUGCGCCACCGACGGUGGCAGCAAAAGCUUCCAGUGGCCCGAGCCUCUUUGGUGGAUCUGGACGCCUUGCAAAAGACAUCUUUGACGAUGACGAUGACGAUGACGUUGUGAAACAGGCCCCUGUGGGCAGCUCUGGCCUCUUUGGCGCUCCAGUGCCACCAGCGCCAGCGGCAGUGGAAGCAUCGAAGCCGACGGGAGGUCUAUUUGAAGACAAUGAGGUCCGGUCCAAUCCACUGUUCGGCACUGCAGCCUCAGCUCCUUCAACGCGAAAGCCGAGACUCGAUAGCAACGAAGAAGACGCGCCAGCGCCGGCACCAGCCGCGGCACCGGCCGCACCGGCACCGGCAGCAGCGGCAGUGCCAUUUGCGCCGCCGACGGUGGCAGCAAAAGCUUCCAGUGGCCCGAGCCUCUUUGGUGGAUCUGGACGCCUUGCAAAAGACAUCUUUGACGAUGACGAUGACGAUGACGAUGACGUUGUGAAACAGGCUCCUUUGGGCAGCUCUGGCCUCUUUGGCGCUCCAGUGCCACCAGCGCCAGCGGCAGUGGCGCCUUUGCAGGCAGCUGAGCCACCAGCUUCGGCAGCUUCGCCGGCUCCGGCAGGAAGCGGAGCAGGCGGAGCAGAAGCGUCGAAAGCAGCAGGACUUUUUGGCGACAGCGAGGUCCGCUUCAACCCACUGUCUGGCUCUGCGCCUGCAUCUUCGAUGCUGUGCAAGUCUAGCCUUGAUAGCCUCGAUGGCGACGCGCCAGCACCAGCAGCGGCUGCCCCGGCAGCGGCGCCAGCAGCGGCAGCUGCACCGGCAGCGCCGACGGCGCCGACGCUGCCGUUUGCACCGCCACUGCUGGCAGCGAAAGCUUCCAGCGGUGGCCCAAGCCUCUUUGGUGGCUCUGGACGCCUUGCCACAAACAUCUUCGACGACGAUGACGACGAUGGCUUUGUGAAACAGGCAGCUCCAACUGGCAGCGCCGUCUCCAGCCUCUUUGCGGCAGCGGCGCCAGUGGCACAGGUGACGAUGCGCGGAAAACAUCAGGGGAAGGACAAGCCGUUGCUUCUGCUGCUCCAGCCGCAGAACCGCCAAAACCAGCAGGAGGAGGACUUUUUGGCGACAGUGAGAUCUGGCUCGCCGCCGCCGACGGUGCCGUUUGCAGCGCCGUUGGCAGCAAAAGCUUCCAGCGGUGCGGAGGGGAAAGCUGGGAGCCAUGGGAAUGGUGGCCCAAGCCUCUUUGGUGGAUCUGGACGCAUGGCCACCAGCAUCUUCGACGAUGACGACGAUGAUGACUUUGUGAAACAGGCGGCACCAACUGGCAGCACACUCUCCAGCCUCUUUGGUGCGCCGGCACAGGCAGCACCAGCUGACCCAUUGGGGGCACUGGCAGGUCCUAAGACUGAGCCAGAGCCGCCAGCAGCGGAGAAGUCCUCGGAUCCCCUGGGAGGAAAGGUGGUCUUUAAGCCGCCCCUGUGAACGACGCCAAGGAAUGGAAGACAUGGGGAGUGAAUGCAAAA